Messenger RNA from Condylura cristata (star-nosed mole), 1948 nucleotides. Its product is annotated as adenylosuccinate synthetase isozyme 2. Gene Ontology annotation, molecular function: GTP binding; adenylosuccinate synthase activity. The record is from RefSeq and is a predicted model, not a curated record. Gene Ontology annotation, biological process: 'de novo' AMP biosynthetic process; IMP metabolic process. Gene Ontology annotation, cellular component: cytoplasm. Lineage: Eukaryota; Metazoa; Chordata; Mammalia; Eulipotyphla; Talpidae.
UCAGGAAUGGUGGUGACCCUGGCAUCUCCCACAGUCUGCCUGCUUUUGCUGCUGCCCCUGCUGGGAGGAGCCCAGGACACUUUUGAGUGUCCUGGGUCUCAAGGGGAAGAUUAUCACUCUCUGCACAUCAACCUCACUGUGAAGACUCAGGCUCCUCUGGGACUCCCAUGGGGGGAAGCCCGGGGCUCAGUGGAUGGAAAGCCUUUCCUUCAGUACGACUGUGACAGCAACAAGGGCACACCUCUGGGUCCCCUGGGGGAGAAGGUAAAGGCCAGUGGGACAUGGACACAAGUGACCCAGACACUGAGGAACAUGGGCAGAGACCUCAGGAUGACCCUGUCUCACAUCACACUGGACCAAAGCAUGACCAAGGGUGAGUGUUGGGAGUGUGGGGGAGCUGGGACAGUCCCCGCAUCCUGCAGGCCACGCUGUCUUGUCAGUGUGAAGCACAGAGAGGCACUGGUGCAUCCUGGGAGUUCAGCCUCAAUGGACAGACGACCCUCCUCGCCACCAACAAAGUCCCCAGAGACCAAACAGUCCAACCGUGAUAUUUCAGGGAUCCUCAUUCCUCUCCUGUCUGUCGCCUUCAUCCUCAUCAUCAUCACCAUCGCCAUCAUCAGGAAACGUAGAGCACGUGCCUCGAGAGACUAUGCGAAUUGGGGCGCGGAAGGCAAAGGGAAGGUGGUGGAUCUGCUGGCGCAGGACGCCGACAUCGUGUGCCGCUGCCAGGGAGGAAAUAAUGCUGGCCAUACAGUUGUAGGUUCUAUAGAAUAUGAUUUUCACCUUUUACCCAGUGGAAUAAUUAAUCCAAAUGUUACUGCAUUCAUUGGAAAUGGUGUGGUGAUUCAUUUACCUGGGUUGUUUGAAGAAGCAGACAAAAAUGUUCAAAAGGGAAAAGGUCUAGAAGGCUGGAAAAGGCUUAUCAUAUCCGAUAGAGCGCAUAUUGUAUUUGAUUUUCAUCAAGCAGCUGAUGGCAUCCAGGAGCAACAGAGACAAGAACAAGCAGGAAAAAAUUUGGGUACCACAAAAAAGGGGAUUGGCCCAGUUUAUUCUUCGAAAGCUGCUUGGAGUGGACUCUGGAUGUGUGAUCCUGUUUCUGAUUUUGAUGGCUUCUCUGAAAGGUUCAAAGUUCUGGCUAAUCAGUACAAGUCGUUAUACCCCACUUUGGAAAUAGAUACUGAAGGUGAAUUAUAAAAACUCAAGGGUUACAUGGAAAGGAUAAAACCAAUGGUGAGAGAUGGAGUUUAUUUCCUAUAUGAGGCCCUACAUGGACCACCAAAGAAAAUCUUGGUAGAAGGUGCAAAUGCAGCACUGCAUAUUGAUUUUGGAACAUAUCCUUUCGUAACCUCCUCAAACUGCGCGGUUGCGGGUGUUUGUACUGGGCUGGGUAUGCCUCCCCAGAAUGUUGGAGAAGUAUAUGGAGUUGUGAAAGCUUAUACUACUAGAGUUGGUAUUGGUGCCUUUCCUACAGAGCAAGAUAAUGAAAUUGGAGAAUUGUUACAAACAAGACGUAAAGAGUAUGGUGUAACUACUGGGAGGAAAAGAAGAUGUGGCUGGCUCGAUCUCGUUUUACUCAGAUACGCUCACGUGAUAAAUGGGUUUACUGCGUUGGCACUUAGCAAGUUGGAUAUCUUGGACAUGUUUACGGAAAUCAAAGUUGGAGUGGCUUACAAGUUAGAUGACAAAAUCAUACCUCACUUCCCAGCAAACCAAGAAGUCUCAAAUAAAGUUGAAGUUCAGUGUAAGACUCUCCCAGGAUGGAACACAGAUAUAUCAAAUGCCAAGACAUUUAAAGAACUACCUGUUAAUGCUCAAAAUUAUGUUCAGUUUAUUGAAGAUGAGCUAAAAAUUCCAGUUAAAUGGAUCGGUGUGGGCAAGUCCAGGGAGUCUAUGAUCCAACUCUUCUAAGGAUUUCCUUGAUACAGGCAAGAAAACACUCCUUGAGAUG